AUGCAAAACUUUGUCCGGAGAUGCUAUCAGAAGGUGGAGGACAACAGAAGCGCCAUUGACGGAUUCCUCACAAUGAUUCCAAGCGACGUCUAUGGCUCAGUCAUCUCCGGAGGGUAUGCCAUGAUUAUGGCUGCUGUCGAGAAACGUGCCCAGCACCGCGAAGCGGUUCAAAACUUCUUGGCCGAAAUUCCAGAGAGGCUAGAGACUAUCCAGCGCCUUUCACAAAUACACCAUGCCUCCGUUAGGCUGCACUUACGCGCAGAUGCUGUGAUUGUCACUGUGUUCACUGUCCUAGAGCGUAUUGUUGACGAGAUCACCAAAGUCCGGAAGAUGAAGCUACAAGAUAGAGCCAAGAGUUUGGCCACGAGUAUCCGUCUUAGAAAGAGGCAAAAUUCAGGAGCCCAUAGUGCCCAAAACCCCAGCCCGGGCGUGGUGAGUGACGAGGAGAAUGAUGAUGAUGGAGAGCAGAAACUCUCUGUAGAUGGCGCUUUAGCUGAGCUGCAAAGUGAAAUUGAUCACUUUCAAAAGGAAGUGGAUAUCUGCGAGCAGGAGAGGUUAGGCAGCAUACAAAUCGCUGUUGGUAAUCUGGGGCAUGGUCUGCGGUUUGUCAAUGGAGCAAAACAGUGUACCAAGACAGCCUCGGAAUGGCUGAAGAAACUCCGAGGCUUUCCCCACGACCCAAUGAGAGACAUUGAGGACUGCCUCAAGCACAUAGAGCUGCUCAACUCCGACGAGAAGAACAUGUCUCAUUCAAUUCUACAUUCGGAACAGGUGGACCUUCGGCUGCAGGGGAAGCAAUCGAGCAUCAUUGACAUCAACCUUUAUACGCCCCCGGCUUCCCUUAACAGCCCACUAUCCUUUACCAGCGCACUAUCUGCCGCAGCUCUCCGAAGUACAGUCCAAUUUCCGGUGCUCGCAUUCUUUUGCGCACACAGGAGCAAUGACUCUCUUUCCAAGGACAAGUCGGGCCCUACCGCCCUGGUCAGGAGCCUGGUCGGCCAACUUCUCAGGUUCAUCUCGGACCACCGUCCGUCAGUGGACCUUGAAAAACUGGAAGCCUACGAGUUCUUUUCGAAGGCAAGGAAGAAUCUCAAGGAGGCUCUCAAGCUUGUUAAAACGUUACUGUCGUUACUACCAGAGGGCGAUAUGGUCAUUGUAAUUAUUAAUUCUCUCUCAAGGCUCUCGGGGGGUAGUGAAGACAAGAUGGCCAAGAAACUAGUCCACAUCAUCAGGCAGAGGGAAGACCUUGUGAUCAAGGUAAUGGUAACCGAUGCGCUUCCUGGUUUUUACAUCAGGGACGUUGCGGACAUGUCACUUUAUGUCCCGGACUUGGUCAUCGGGCCAGGUGUGGUCGAUAUUUCUGCGAGCAGUGACAAAAUCGCUGAGAAGGUGAAGCAAAAGCCACAUAUGGGAGACGGAGACGGAGAUAUCACAGACAAUGACGAUGCCAAUGACGACAGUGAAAGAGACCAUAACGAAGAUAAGGAUCUAUAA
Fusarium keratoplasticum is the source of this 1494-nucleotide messenger RNA. RefSeq lists its product as uncharacterized. The coding region runs from base 1 to 1494 and encodes 497 amino acids. The record is from RefSeq and is a predicted model, not a curated record. The transcript is spliced from 5 exons. Lineage: Eukaryota; Fungi; Ascomycota; Sordariomycetes; Hypocreales; Nectriaceae.